Rasamsonia emersonii CBS 393.64 is the source of this 3579-nucleotide messenger RNA. Its product is annotated as E3 ubiquitin-protein ligase. The coding region runs from base 1 to 3579 and encodes 1192 amino acids. Lineage: Eukaryota; Fungi; Ascomycota; Eurotiomycetes; Eurotiales; Trichocomaceae. The record is from RefSeq and is a predicted model, not a curated record. The transcript has 15 exons. Gene Ontology annotation, molecular function: ubiquitin-protein transferase activity; protein binding; RNA binding.
AUGUCUACGCAAGGGACUGAGAUCAAGGCGGAGACUGGGAUCAAGGAGGAGACUGGGGUCAAGGAGGAGCCAGAGUUCAAGAAGGAGACUGAGUUUAAGGAAGAGACUGAGUUCAAGGAGGAUACUGAGAUGAAGGAGGGCAUGAACGCUUAUGAGGACGGUGGUGACGAUGAGGAGGAAAUCGCUGAGAUGAAGAAGCGGGUCGCGCAGAUGGAGCACGAGGCCCAGAAACUGCGCGAGAUGCAAGCCAGCAUUGAGCAGGAGUCGGAAAAUUUGAAACGAGAAGAUAGGGAGGAAAUCGAUGCCCGGAGCGUUUUCGUCGGAAACGUGGAUUACGGUGCCUCUCCUGAAGAGAUCCAGGCUCAUUUCCAGAGCUGCGGUUCGAUAAACCGCGUUACCAUCCUGCUUGACAAGUACACGGGGCAUCCUAAAGGAUACGCCUAUGUUGAGUUCGCCGAACCCAGCCUUGUCGCGCAGGCCCUCGUUCUGAACGAAAGCAUCUUUCGCGGUGGUCCCAAAGCGCACGAACAUACCUGGCAUGAGCAGCCGCGGUCGGGGACGAGGAGGCUUCCGGGGUCGAGGCUACGGCCGUGGUGGUUUCGCGCCUCGUGGAACCUACCGUGGAGGCUAUCGCGGUCGGGGUCGAGGCUAUGCCCCGUACUAGAUAUGCGUCUCUCCGUGCGAAAUCGUCGACUUUGUCCGCGCUGGGUGAAGGCUGAAGGCGAUGUUAUUGUGGGUUUUGAACAGAUGCAGAACAAGCGUACUUGUAAUUUGUGUCCUUUCCAGGCUGAGUCUUUCGGAGUUGAGGCUAGGGCUCGUCUGUUGGAUAUGAACAGUUAUUCUCUUGUUUGUCUCUCUCCCAUUCCUUUCUUCCUUUUUCUUAUCGUAGCCAGUAUCGUGGUAGGUGGCAGCAGGCGCCCAGGCGGCAACGCCCAAGUGAGGCUCAGCCACGCUAUUGCGUCGUCGCGUAUCGGGCUCACCCGGACCUCGACCGUGCAGGUCCUUUCAUCAAAAGCCAUUGUCGGCAGGAGAACUGAGCCGCUCCCUAUUGUCGUCUCCAAACUGUGCAGCGUUGUUCCUUCAGUCGAGCUCCUCCGGUGGGCACGCGGGGUCUUGCUUUCCCGUGACGGUCACAUCCGUUGCCCGCAGGGCGUCGUCUACCCAGAAUGGGUUCGAAUUUGCCUGCUUAUCGCAGCGGACGGACUGUACAAGCGCGAUGUGUUCCGAUUUCCGGAUCCGUUCGCUGUUGCCACGAUUGGCGGCGAGCAGACUCACACGACCUCGGUGAUUAGGAGGACAUUGAAUCCAUAUUGGAACGAGGCUUUCGAUCUGAAAGUCAAUGAAGACAGCAUUCUCGCGAUUCAGAUCUUUGACCAGAAGAAGUUCAAGAAGAAGGAUCAGGGCUUUCUAGGAGUCAUCAAUGUCCGCAUUGGGGAUGUGAUUGAUCUCCAGAUGGGGGGUGAUGAAAUGCUCACGCGAGAUCUGAAGAAGUCAAACGACAAUCUGGUUGUGCACGGAAAACUGAUCAUCAACCUCUCCACAAAUCUCAGCACCCCCCUUCCUUCGCAAAAUGGUCUACACCGGCCUCAACCUCAACCAGGACUUGUUCCGCAGGUUCAAGCGCCGCAAACUCAACAAGGCUCAAGCCAUGCCGAAUCUUCUUCCGCAGCGAACUCGAACACGGCUCUGGCCCCCUCUCGAGCUCAGUCGUCAACUAGACCAACGCCACCUAAUGGUGCUGCGCAGACGCAGCCUAAUGGCCAUGGACACACUACCCACAGCUCUCGAACCCUCAGUUCCUUUGAAGACAGUCUGGGCAGACUUCCGGCAGGCUGGGAGCGACGCGAAGACAACUUGGGAAGAACAUACUACGUUGAUCACAAUACGAGAACAACAACCUGGACGAGGCCCUCUUCGAAUUACAAUGAACAUGCACAACGCUCACAACGAGAGGCCAACAUGCAGAUGGAGCGAAGGGCUCAUCAGAGCCGAACGCUGCCGGAAGAUCGCACCGGUGCAAGUUCGCCAAACCCGACGGAGUCCCACCAAGCACAUACACCCAGCGGUAGUACCAACAACGUCAAUGCAGUGUCCAUGAUGGCCACAGGGGCGACAACGGCGGGCACCGGUGAGCUCCCUCCUGGAUGGGAACAGCGGACAACGCCGGAGGGACGGCCGUACUUCGUCGAUCACAACACGCGCACCACUACCUGGGUCGAUCCCCGUCGACAGCAAUAUAUCCGGAUGUACGGCCAAAAUGCGAACGGGAGCAACACAACGAUUCAACAGCAACCCGUAUCACAGUUGGGUCCUUUGCCCAGCGGGUGGGAAAUGAGAUUGACGAACACGGCUCGAGUGUACUUCGUGGACCACAACACGAAGACCACGACGUGGGAUGACCCACGGUUGCCAUCGUCCUUGGAUCAAGGCGUUCCACAAUACAAGCGUGACUUCCGACGCAAGCUGAUCUACUUCCGAUCGCAACCAGCCUUGAGGAUCAUGUCCGGCCAAUGUCACAUCAAAGUGCGCCGGAACAACAUCUUUGAGGAUUCUUACGCGGAGAUUAUGCGUCAGAGCGCGUCGGAUCUCAAGAAGCGACUAAUGAUCAAGUUUGAUGGCGAAGAUGGUCUGGAUUAUGGUGGACUUUCAAGAGAGUUCUUCUUCCUUCUUUCUCACGAGAUGUUCAAUCCCUUUUACUGCCUUUUCGAAUACUCCGCCCACGAUAAUUACACCUUACAAAUCAAUCCACAUUCCGGUAUUAAUCCUGAACAUUUGAACUACUUCCGAUUCAUCGGCCGGGUCGUUGGUUUGGCCAUCUUCCAUCGUCGAUUCCUGGACUCGUUCUUCAUUGGAGCGUUCUAUAAGAUGAUGCUGCGGAAGAAGGUGACCCUUCAAGAUAUGGAAGGCGUCGACGAAGAUUUCCACCGCAAUUUGACCUGGACUCUAGAGAACGAUAUUGAUGGCGUUGUGGAGCUUACAUUUUCCGUUGAUGACGAAAAAUUCGGAGAACGUCGCACGAUUGACUUGAUACCCGACGGGCGAAAUAUUCCCGUCACUAAUGAAAACAAGCACAAAUAUGUUGAGUUGGUUACAGAGUGGAAGAUUCAGAAGCGUGUGGAAGAGCAAUUCAAUGCAUUCAUCUCCGGCUUCAACGAACUCAUUCCCCAGGACUUGGUGAAUGUGUUCGACGAGCGGGAGCUGGAAUUGUUGAUUGGCGGUAUUGCGGACAUCGAUGUGGAUGAUUGGAAGAAGCACACCGACUACCGCGGGUACACAGAAUCGGACGAGGUGAUUCAGAACUUCUGGAAGAUCAUCCGCAGCUGGGAUGCAGAGCAGAAGUCUCGUCUGCUGCAGUUUGCGACGGGCACGUCUCGUAUCCCAGUCAACGGGUUCAAGGAUCUGCAGGGAUCUGAUGGGCCUCGACGAUUCACGAUUGAGAAGGCGGGAGAUAUAAAUGCACUGCCGAAGUCGCAUACAUGCUUUAACCGCCUUGACCUACCUCCAUACAAAACCUAUGAGACGCUGCAGCAGAAACUGACCAUAGCCGUCGAGGAGACCUUAGGUUUUGGUCAGGAGUAA